AAUUGCCAAUCACAAGAAGAAAAGGCUUCCUGCCUGAGCUUGCUGCCCCGUUCUCUGCUUUCCUGACUGACAGCUUUGGCCGUCAGCACAACUACCUGCGGAUCUCCCUGACUGAGAAAUGCAACCUCAGAUGUCAGUACUGUAUGCCAGAGGAGGGAGUUCAGCUCACCCCUAAAUCAGAGCUUCUCACUACCCAGGAGAUAAUCACCCUUGCCAGGCUCUUUGUGAAGCAAGGUGUGGACAAGAUCCGAUUGACUGGAGGAGAACCGCUCAUCCGUCCUGAUGUGGUUGAUAUUGUGGGUCAGCUGUACAAGCUAGAAGGGCUACAAACUAUUGCUGUCACAACCAAUGGGAUCAAUUUAGCUAGGCUGCUGCCACGGCUGAAGGAUGCUGGACUGGAUGCCAUUAACAUCAGUUUGGAUACUCUUGUUCCGGCCAAAUUCGAGUUCAUCGUCCGGAGGAAAGGCUUUCAUAAAGUAAUGGAAGGAAUCCACAAAGCCAUUGAACUUGGGUACAAUCCUGUUAAGGUGAACUGUGUAGUGAUGAGAGGCCUCAAUGAGGAUGAACUGUUGGACUUUGUGGCACUCACACAGGACCAGCCACUCGAUGUGCGGUUCAUUGAAUACAUGCCCUUCGAUGGUAACAAGUGGAAUUUCAAGAAGAUGGUGAGCUAUAAGGAGAUGCUGGAUACAGUCAGGCAGAGAUGGCCUGAGUUGGAGAAGCUGCCCUGCGAGGCCUCCAGCACAGCCAAGGCUUACAAGGUACCGGAUUUCCAGGGGCAGAUCAGCUUUAUUACUUCCAUGUCUGAGCACUUCUGUGGAUCUUGCAAUCGGCUGAGGAUAACAGCAGAUGGGAACCUCAAGGUGUGCCUUUUUGGGAACUCAGAAGUGUCCUUGAGGGAUCACCUACGGUCCGGUGCUUCGGAGGACAAAUUGGUUCAAAUCAUCGGAGCAGCAGUGGGCAGGAAAAAGAAACAGCAUGCUGGUAUGUUUAACAUUUCCCAGAUGAAGAACCGGCCAAUGAUCCUGAUCGAGUCAGCAUUGAGAUCUUCCCCACUGCUGCAAGAUACCCUGCGGAAUUCCCAAAGUUCAAAGCAAGGGGGCCACAGACCUGGCCACCGGCAAAUGCUGAGAACAAGUUUAUCCAAGCAGAUGGGAAAAGCAUUGAAGAAAAAUGUGUUUACAGGGCAGCAUACCCUGCCAGGAUCUCGCUCCGCACAACAGCCGCUUGCAGCAGAAAUUCUGCACACUCAAGCAAGAGGCAUUUGCAUCUUCCAAAAGUAUUUGAACUCUAGCUCGGACACCAAGUGCCUUAGGACAGGAAGUUCUUCUAUUACGCACACCAGCCAAAUUGCUGUGGACAGUCCCUCUGGGGCAGCUGCUGCUGAAAACCAGUCAGAAGAAAAGGGCCCAGGAUCUCAGUCCAAAGCCAUACGUUCUGACUUAUGCACCAGCGGACCUGGUCCCUCUGACAGCCUGACUCAUGUUGACCAAGAGGGGCGGGUGGCCAUGGUAGAUGUUGGAAGGAAACCCGAUUCCGAAAGGACUGCAGUGGCUAGUGCUGUGGUGCGCCUGGGUGAGAAGGCAUUUGGGAUGGUGCAGCAGAACCAGCUGAAGAAAGGGGAUGUUCUGGCAGUAGCCCAGAUCGCAGGGAUUCAGGGAGCCAAGCUGACCAGCCAGCUGAUCCCACUGUGCCACAACAUCCCUCUGAGCCAGGUGGACGUGUCUCUGAGCUUGGACAAGAGGAAGUGCGCGGUGGUGAUCCAGGCCUUCUGCUGCAGCCAGGGUAAGACGGGCGUGGAGAUGGAAGCACUGACGGCUGCCAGCCUGGCUGCCCUGACUGUGUAUGACAUGUGCAAAGCGGUCACUCAUGACAUCGUCAUUGAAGAGGUGAAGCUGCUGAGCAAGACGGGAGGGCAGAGGGGAGAUUUCCAGCGUGGCUAGCACUUAUCCCGGAACAGGAGCAUCCCCACAUGGGCACUGAGGGGCCAUAUCAGCAGUCAGACUGGGGAAACAACAGCCAUCCUAUAAAAGAAUGUGACCAUCUCUGAGUGGCCAGGCCAUCUUACUGCUUGGUCGGCAAUGGCAGAUCACUAGUGUCUGGCCUACGGGAAACGAGAUUGCUCCUCCGUUCAGCAAGUCUCCGCAUGCAUCCAUGACCAUGCUUAGCAGCCUUGCUAGUAGCCUGGGCAGCGGGGCCAAGAGUUCAGUGAGACUAUGGAGCCUCGCCUUGCUGCCAUGGAUCAUAAUUGAGGCUCUUCAGCCCUCUGGUAUCAGGGAGACUGGCCGGGCUGCUGCAACCCAUCCAGUGCUUAGACAGGCACUGGCUUCCCUUGGCAAAUGAAGAACACAGUUAGGACAGUUUGUACGUUUGAUCAGUGACUGUGGCUUAUGAAUUGCUCCUUUCUCCCCACCAAAAUUGAAAUAGGAUAAAACGUCAGGAGGAGACAACGGGAGUCAUUCUGGCUGUGUCUAGACUGGCCAGUUUUUCCGGAAAAUCAGCCGCUUUUCUGGAAAAUCUUGCCAGCUGUCUACACUGGCCACUUGAAUUUCCGCAA
This is a messenger RNA of Pelodiscus sinensis (Chinese soft-shelled turtle), 2557 nucleotides long. NCBI's taxonomy places the organism in Eukaryota, Metazoa, Chordata, Testudines, Trionychidae. The record is from RefSeq and is a predicted model, not a curated record.